AUGGAUCAGAAGAAAAUAAAAGAAACUCUCAAGAAGGCUAAUUUGUUAAUUAAACAGAAAAAUUAUCCCGAAACGAUCGUCUUGUGCAAGGAAAUAAUAGGUCAAGAUGAGGACAAUUAUAUGGGUCAUGUUUUUAUGGGAGCAGCCCUAGAGGGGGUGGACAACAUAGUGGAAGCAUUUGCAGCCUAUAAGAAAGCAAUUAGUAUUGAUGAUAAGCAGUUGCUUGCUUGGCAGGGUCUUGGUAAGUUGUAUGAAAACAAAUCGAAGAACGAUUUUUUGAGCUCUCAGAAGACAUUUUUCAUUAAUGUUUUUGAAAAGUUAGGGGAAAACAUUAAAGACAAUGAAUCAAAAAAGAUCGAAAAUGACGUCAAACUUUGCCAGCUUUAUUUCGAGACCAAAGAUCAUGAUAAAUUCUUGGCCGUGUACAUCCUAAUUAACAAUGAUUUAAUAACCAAAAAAAAUAUCACCGAAAAAUAUAAAAUCGACAAAUGCCUUAUGAAACUAUUUCAAGAGAAAAAUGACAUUGAUGAUAAUCUUAAAUAUAUGGUUUUGGAUUCAAGUAAAUUUUUAUCUGAAUAUGUGGACGGAGAUCGAUCCAUUAGGCAGGAGGCCUGGAUGCUUUACCUUAAACUUAUUCAACAGAUCGAAAAAUUAGGAACCGCUGACAUUUGGAAAUUGGUGACAGAGAAAUGUCCGAUUUCUAACUGCACACCCAACGAUGAGAUUGUUUUACAUAUUUUCAUGGAUACAUACCCUGAUGUCUCAAACUACCCAAUAGACAAUUUAGUUGAGAAUAUGAAAAAACCUCUCGUGCAAUCAUCAUCAUCACCUCCGCAGUCAUCAUUAUCAGUAGCACCCCAAUCAUCAUCAUCACAGUCACAAUCAUCAUCACAAUCAUCAUUGUCACUCGUUCUUUGUCUGUAUGAGGCUUUCUGUGAUAUCCACCAUGGAAAAUAUAAGGAAGCUUUGAUUAAGCUUGAAAAAACUUUGAAGCUAAUAGAACAGAAAAAUCAUCACACUUACUUCGGCGAUAUCGAGUUGAUUACGAAAAAAUUUCACAUCACUAUUUCUAAAAAUAACCUCCAAUUAAAAGAUGAGGAUGGCUGGAGAUAUGCCCUUGACAUUUGUAGCAAGUACAUAGAUGAAGGUGUAGAUUGUAGUAUCAAAUGUGAUUUAGAAUUGGCAAUUGUGUACUGCAUGGCUGCCAUGAAGUUGGGCACCAGCUGUUGUGAUAGUGACCAUCAUCGCCGAUUUGUGGAGAUUUUAGAAAAGAUAUCAGAUAUCAAAGAUACUGACGAUGACUACUUUAGAUACAAAAAGUGUAUCAUCUUGGGCCACGUAGCAUUCUAUAAAGAAAGAAUUUUGAGCAAAGCUUUAUCAUUUUACGAGCGUGCAAGCAGGAUCAUCCAAACGAACUUUGAAGCCUUCUAUCACGUAGCUCUUACUUAUUGGGAUAUCUUGAUGGGAUAUAAAAGUUUGGAUAGCAAGAAAGAGGACCUAGUUAAAUGGGAUACUGAAAUAAAGUUGGAUACAACAAAGAUGGAUACUCUAGAAAUGGAUACAGUAAAAGAGGAGGAUGGUUGGAGAAAAGUGGAUACGGAAAAAUUGACUGGAUCUGUAUCCGGACCGGGUAGCAAAGAUGAUUGGGAUAGUUUGGGAUUGGACGAAGAAAGGAUGAAGAUAAAUUUCAUGCAGAACAUUUCUACUGCUAUAAAGUUGGACAGCCUGCAUGCCAAAGCCUACUAUGUUUUGGGCCUCUAUUUCACUAGAGUUUCUCCAAAUCUGGACCCUAAAUGGGUCCUUCUAAGACUGAGUGACUAUCACAUUAAGAAUGAUCGAGUGAGUGAGGCCAUAGACCACUUGCAGACAGCCAUCAGGAGAGAUGCCAAUGAUUUGCGUGUUUGGGAGAGACUAGGAGCUGCGUACCUGCUGAGAGGAAGUUACACGUCUGCUCUCAAAGCAUUCCAGAAAGUUCUCAACUCUGAACCCGGCGCUAUUUAUAGCAUCUACCAGUAUGUUAUUUUUGGUUUUAUUAUUAUUAUUCAUUAA
Messenger RNA from Helobdella robusta, 2049 nucleotides. RefSeq lists its product as hypothetical. Gene Ontology annotation, molecular function: protein binding. The transcript has 14 exons. The coding region runs from base 1 to 2049 and encodes 682 amino acids. NCBI's taxonomy places the organism in Eukaryota, Metazoa, Annelida, Clitellata, Rhynchobdellida, Glossiphoniidae. Gene Ontology annotation, cellular component: Ski complex. The record is from RefSeq and is a predicted model, not a curated record.